ACUACGCCGAGACAGUGUGGUGGUGAGCCGGUGAUCGAUCUUGCAUCUUGCGAGCACACGGGAUUCCAGAUCGAUCGAGCUAUAGCUAGCUAGCUAAUUAGUUACCACGUACGAACGAGUACUUUACAACUCGAUCAGUUCAUCAAAUUAACUCGAUCAGUGGUUAAGUUUCGCACGACACACGCGCGCGGAUCGGAAGCCAUCAUGCAGAUGCAGGUGCUCACCGCUGCUUCUUCGCUCCCUCGCGCGACCUUGCUCCGGCCGGCGGCUGCCGAGCCAUGGCGCCAAUCUUUCCUGCAGCUGCAGGCUCGUCCAAUCCAGCGACCAGGUAUCAUGCUACACUGCAAGGCCCAGCUACAGGGGCAGGAAACGCGCGAGCGUCGUCAGCUCGACGACGAUGAACACGCUAGACCACCACAGGGCGGCGACGACGACGUCGCAGCAAGCACCAGCGAGCUACCCUACAUGAUCGAGUCCAUCAAAUCCAAGCUGAGGGCGGCCAGGAACAGCCUCGGCGAGACCACCGUCUCCGCCUACGACACGGCGUGGAUCGCGCUCGUCAACCGCCUCGACGGCGGCGGCGAGAGGAGCCCCCAGUUCCCGGAGGCCAUCGACUGGAUCGCCCGGAACCAGCUGCCCGACGGCUCGUGGGGCGACGCCGGCAUGUUCAUCGUCCAGGACCGGCUCAUCAACACGCUGGGCUGCGUCGUGGCGCUCGCGACGUGGGGCGUCCACGAGGAGCAGCGCGCGAGGGGCCUCGCCUACAUCCAGGACAACCUCUGGAGGCUCGGCGAGGACGACGAGGAGUGGAUGAUGGUCGGGUUCGAGAUCACCUUCCCCGUUCUCCUCGAGAAGGCCAAGAACCUGGGCCUGGACAUCAACUAUGAUGACCCUGCCUUGCAGGACAUAUAUGCCAAGAGACAAUUAAAGCUCGCAAAGAUUCCUAGAGAAGCACUGCAUGCUAGGCCGACCACCUUGCUCCAUAGCUUAGAGGGAAUGGAAAACUUGGACUGGGAAAGGUUGCUACAGUUCAAGUGUCCAGCUGGCUCCUUACAUUCCUCACCUGCUGCGUCAGCUUACGCUCUCAGCGAAACAGGUGACAAGGAGUUGCUCGAAUACCUGGAAACAGCCAUCAACAAUUUUGACGGUGGAGCACCAUGCACCUACCCUGUCGACAACUUUGACCGCUUAUGGUCGGUCGAUCGGUUGAGGCGGCUAGGAAUAUCGAGGUACUUCACGAGUGAGAUUGAAGAAUACUUGGAGUACGCCUACAGGCACCUGAGUCCAGAUGGCAUGAGCUACGGCGGGCUCUGUCCGGUCAAGGACAUCGACGACACGGCCAUGGCUUUCCGUCUCCUCCGUCUGCAUGGCUACAAUGUCUCAUCAUCGGUGUUCAAUCACUUCGAGAAGGACGGGGAGUACUUCUGCUUCGCGGGGCAGUCGAGCCAGUCGCUGACGGCGAUGUACAACUCCUACCGCGCCUCGCAGAUCGUCUUCCCCGGCGACGACGACGGCCUGGAGCAGCUCAGGGCCUACUGCCGCGCCUUCCUCGAGGAGCGGCGAGCCACCGGCAACCUCAUGGACAAGUGGGUCAUCGCCAAUGGCUUGCCCAGCGAGGUCGAGUACGCGCUGGAUUUCCCAUGGAAGGCAAGCUUGCCGCGAGUCGAGACGAGGGUGUAUCUGGAGCAGUACGGCGCUAGCGAGGACGCGUGGAUCGGCAAGGGACUCUACAGGAUGACCCUAGUCAACAACGACCUGUACCUUGAGGCGGCAAAGGCUGACUUCACCAACUUCCAGAGGCUCUCCCGGCUCGAGUGGCUCAGCCUGAAAAGGUGGUACAUCAGGAACAAUCUGCAAGCGCACGGCGUGACCGAACAGAGCGUGCUGAGAGCCUACUUCUUAGCCGCGGCGAACAUCUUCGAGCCCAACCGGGCGGCGGAACGCCUGGGAUGGGCUCGCACGGCGAUCCUCGCCGAGGCCAUCGCGUCACACCUCCGACAGUACAGUGCCAACGGCGCCGCCGACGGCAUGACAGAGAGGCUCAUCAGUGGACUCGCCAGCCACGACUGGGACUGGAGGGAAUCAAAGGAUUCAGCAGCGAGGAGCUUACUGUACGCACUUGAUGAGCUCAUCGACCUCCAUGCGUUCGGCAAUGCUUCUGACAGCCUACGUGAAGCGUGGAAGCAGUGGCUCAUGUCAUGGACAAACGAGAGCCAAGGAUCAACUGGUGGGGAUACCGCAUUGCUGCUAGUUCGCACAAUCGAGAUCUGCUCAGGACGGCACGGUUCAGCCGAGCAGAGCCUGAAGAACAGUGCAGACUACGCCAGGCUUGAGCAGAUCGCCUCUUCCAUGUGCAGCAAACUUGCCACCAAAAUUCUUGCUCAGAAUGGAGGAAGCAUGGACAACGUUGAGGGUAUAGACCAGGAAGUGGAUGUUGAGAUGAAAGAGCUGAUCCAGCGUGUCUACGGGAGCAGCAGCAACGAUGUCAGCAGCGUGACGAGGCAGACAUUUCUCGACGUGGUGAAGAGCUUUUGCUACGUCGCUCAUUGCUCGCCCGAAACAAUCGAUGGGCACAUCUCCAAGGUUUUGUUCGAGGAUGUCAAUUAGGAAAAUGGUUGACUACUAGAAAGGCAAUAAAAACAAGAGUUGUGUCUACCAGCAUGGCUCGUAAAGUGAUGACUGCGAAAAUUUUCUCAAAGUGAGAUGAAUUUAGUCGAUAUUUGUUUCACUUGAUGGUACACCAGAUACACAUGUUGUUAUAAGUUGUCUGAUAGCUAGUAUACUAUAUAUAUAUAUAUAUAUAUAUAUAUAUAUAUAUAUAUAUAUAUAUAUAUAUAUAUAUAUGAAUAUGUUCUGAAGUGAGACGUCAGCUAUAUGAAUUGUCUUAUUUCAGAACAAAACUUUGCACAUCGAUAUGCCAUUAAAAAUAAAUAUGUAAAUAUGUGAACCUUUUUUUC
Messenger RNA from Oryza sativa Japonica Group (Japanese rice), 2957 nucleotides. The record is from RefSeq and is a predicted model, not a curated record. Lineage: Eukaryota; Viridiplantae; Streptophyta; Magnoliopsida; Poales; Poaceae.